AUGGCAACAAGAAGUCAGACACCAACUAGAAGUAAUAAGUCACCAACUAAAAUUACUCAUAAAAAAUCACAAGUACAUGCCGAACCAUUGCAAAAUCAGUCUCAAGUUAUUCCACUUGUUCAAUCUGGAACUGCACAACGUACAUCAUUAAUCGAACAUCAUAAUAUAUCGGAUGCAAAAAAAUCAAUCCGCACUGAGAAUGGUUUUGAAUAUCAAUUGAUACCAGUUGAAAUUCAAAAAGAAGCAGAAAUUGGUCUUGUCAUUGGUCACAUUGAAGGUGAACCUUGGGUUUUUAUUGAUGAAAUUCUACCAAAUGGAAUGAUCGAUAUGCAUGGUAUUCUUACAGAAGGUGAUUAUUUAAUUCAAGCUGGAAUUUAUAGUCUUGCCGACAUUGAUAUUAAAAAAGCAUUAUUACUUAUUGAACGUGCAUAUGAUGAAGGUCGAAAUAGUUUAUCAUUUAUUGCUGCUCGUCAACAAAAGCCAAAUGUUAAAAGCUUACAAGUGAAUCAAUCACAGGAUAAAAAGAAACCAUUCGAGAAAGUAGAUCGUAGAGAAUCAAGAGCACGAUCAUUUGUUGAAUAUGAAAAUGAAGAAGAAGAAGAGCCAGAACCAGAAGCAGGUGAUUCAAAUGAAAAUGACGAUCAGAAUACUACAAAAUUCUAA
Rotaria sordida is the source of this 663-nucleotide messenger RNA. NCBI's taxonomy places the organism in Eukaryota, Metazoa, Rotifera, Eurotatoria, Philodinida, Philodinidae. The record is from the annotation of a GenBank genome assembly.